This is a messenger RNA of Grosmannia clavigera kw1407, 2439 nucleotides long. RefSeq names its product protein phosphatase regulatory subunit. The transcript is spliced from 2 exons. Bases 1 to 2439 code for a protein of 812 amino acids. Gene Ontology annotation, biological process: regulation of glycogen biosynthetic process. Gene Ontology annotation, cellular component: protein phosphatase type 1 complex. Gene Ontology annotation, molecular function: glycogen binding; protein phosphatase 1 binding. The record is from RefSeq and is a predicted model, not a curated record. Lineage: Eukaryota; Fungi; Ascomycota; Sordariomycetes; Ophiostomatales; Ophiostomataceae.
AUGCCUUACACGCCUCCUCAACGUUCUCCCGCUUCGUCCGCUGCCUCGACACCGACAGUGAGCCGCCGAUCUUCUUUCAAUGACAGCAGACCCGUUCACACAAACCGUCCGAGCCUCCCCCGCUCCUCUUCUUAUCUAGCACGGCACAAACGGGCACUUUCGGCUCCUACCAUUGGUGCUGCUGCCCAACCGACCCCACGAGACACCUCUGAAGAUCUGAAGGGCAUGGUUUCCGUAUGCCGUCCUGACGGCCAAGAUGACAUCUACAUUGGCAGGAGUGUCUGCCAGUCGCCGCCACCAGUGACGGGGGAGCGCCAGGGUAUGCCAUCCGGUGCCGUGCUUUCUCCGCCCGAGUCACCACACAGCAGCAGCGAUGACGAAGACCGGAGGGAAGGUGUGCGUGGCCGCCAGAUCGAAAACACCUAUGAGCUGAAGCAACUGCAUGAAGCUAUCAGCCAACUGCCCAAGCAGCGCCGUGAGAGCUCACCCAGCGAUACAUCAAGUGUCGAUGCUCAGGUCUCUCGCCGGGACCUGGCGCCAUUCAGCUUCAGCACCAGCUCACUAGAUCAGCUCGCACGGAGAAGCGCUUUGAUUCAGCGCAGCGGCAGCAGCAGCGGCCGGCGUGUGUCUCAUGUCCGCUCUGCAACGGAGCCGAACGUGGUAGUGACACCGGCCGGGGGCUCGGUGAUCGGUUCUGAUGAUGAGAACGAUCUGGACAUGCACAAGCCGCCAAUGGUACGAAAGAAGUCGGGCGAGCUGGUACGGCCGGCCCUUCGCUUUAGCACUGGCCGCAGACCUUCUAGUGUGCCUUGGACUCCGACUUUCUCCAAGGCUGUUCAUUUCGACUCCCACCUGGAACAUGUUCGCCACUUCCUCCAAGUCGAUCGGCCGCUUGCUGUCAGUGCAGGCUCUUCGCCAGUCGACACCUACGACAGCGAGUCGGAAUACCCCUUCAACAGCAGCAUCGGGAUGCAGAAGCAACAGGGCCAGCGCCAUGGCCCGGUGCAUGAGUGGGAGAUGACGCUGACCAAGUUCCCCGCCGAGACGGCUGUCCGCAUGGAGUUGCCUGCUCGACUGGAGCGUGUUUGGUUGUCGGCGGACCAGAAGUGCCUUCACGGCUCUGUGGCUGUGGCCAACCUUGCCUUUUCCAAACAGGUUGUUUGCCGAUUUACGCUUGACUACUGGAAGACAACGUCCGAGGUUGCAGCCGAGUAUUCGGCCGAGAUUGUUCCUCGAGUGUCCACCAUUGGCCACGACAGGUUCAACUUCACGAUCAGGCUGUCUGACAUGGCACACCUCGAGUCCAAGACGCUGUUCUUCUGUAUUAGGUACACCGUCGGCGGCAAGGAGUACUGGGACAACAACGGUGGCAGCAACUUCCAAGUCGACUUCAAGAAGAAGAUGCUCCCUGUCAAUGGCAAGGCCGGACUCCAGACAUCCAACGGGCUGCCCCGCAGCAGACGGCGGGCGAGCUCCUCCGUGGCGGCUCCUCGUCCCAUCUCCAUGCCGGCCAGUCUGGACGACUUCAAUGACGGCGCCAAUCUGAUGUUCGACCGCUCUCUUCAGGAUUACCUCGGCGAGCCGUUCCCUGCUCUGCGACUGAAGUCGCCAAAGUCGUCAGCGCCGACGUCAGACGUGCCGAGCGACAACCUGGGCAGCAACUUGUCAGUGCCCAGCGGGCUGGCCUUCGCCAACCGCUACGACUUCAGCGCUUCGCUCAGCGCUGUCAUGCAGGCAGCCAAGGACUCGCUGCCCAGCUCCAGUGAGCUGACGAUGAAGCCAAAUCGCAAGCUGAAAGUCUCGGUACCUAAAACUACUUUUGACUUUUCUGCUGCUGCUCCACCAUCGCUUCCUGCAAAGCCAGUGGUGGCUUCGAAGGAGCGAUUUGUGACGCCGGUGCCUGCGGGCCCAACGGUCCGCGACGUGAAGACUACACAAGCGCCCAACGCUGCUGCAGCUGCGGCGCAUGGUCAGGGUAGCAUCGCAUCCAAGUCGUAUGACGAGAUUGUCAGCAAGUAUUGUUUCGUUGGGCAGAUUAAUGGCGCUGCCGGUGAGGUUGCCAGCCUGGCCAACUCGACGCCGCCGUCAUCUUCUGAAGGCAGCCCAAUCCUGAUGGGUGGCGGCCUGCAGCGGCACCCAGCGACGGCCCUCAGGCAUAGUAUGUCUGGGAGCUGGGGUGGUCUUAUGAUUCGGGGACAACAGACGCCGUUUUCUCCACCUCCGACAUCGGCCGAUUUGAGGCAGUACCAGUUGGAGCCACGGCUGAUGGCUUCUGCGCCCAACUCGAGAAGCAGCAGCAGCGCAGGCUCUCCUGGCUCGAUGAUCGGCGUAUGCUCGCCACUGGACUCUCCGUCGGCAGAUCUCGCAUUUCAGCACAUGCAGGACCGCUUCCCCUUCAACAGCGCGGAUGCCCAUUCAGCAACGGCCAUUAGGGGUUGA